AUGGACGAAGCAUCUAGUCGACAGUCUGACGAAAAGCAACCAUGGUAUCGAAAUUCUUGGGUCGUUGCGUACUGGGAAAUCGAAGAUUAUGCCAUGGACAUCUAUGAGGACGCACUCAAGCCGCUCGCAGUCCUCAUGGCGGUCACUCUCUGCUGGGGACUCUUCGUCUGUCUCGGCUCUGGGAUUGUAGUCCUGGGUCAUGUCCUUCUUCGCACGCUCAUCUUCCAUCACGAGCAGCUGACGGGGCUCAACAACGCUCAACUCCUCUACACUUUUAGAUUGUCAAUUCUUGGUGGACUCUUCGCCUCGUUCAUCUGCAUCCCACUCCUUGAGUUGACUUCACGACGGAAACUCGGUUUCUUCCGGUUUUCUCUGGCCUAUAUUAGUACGGCUUUCGUCUUGAGCGCAUACGUAGAUUCCGCUCUUUACCUAAAACCUGUCGGCGCCCUCGCCGCAGGCGCUAUGGGCGGAGUCGUCUGCAGCCCAUUACUCACCGCCAUCGUCCUGAUCUCGCGUCGAUCCGAGCCUCGCCCAUAA
This is a messenger RNA of Serendipita indica DSM 11827, 537 nucleotides long. The record is from the annotation of a GenBank genome assembly. Lineage: Eukaryota; Fungi; Basidiomycota; Agaricomycetes; Sebacinales; Serendipitaceae.